Messenger RNA from Suillus subaureus, 813 nucleotides. RefSeq lists its product as uncharacterized. Lineage: Eukaryota; Fungi; Basidiomycota; Agaricomycetes; Boletales; Suillaceae. The transcript has 3 exons. Bases 1 to 813 code for a protein of 270 amino acids. The record is from RefSeq and is a predicted model, not a curated record.
AUGCACGAUCUGGAAUAUCAACUUGAAGACUAUGGAGAAGAGGCAAUUCUCCUCCCCAGCGAACGCUUCAUUUCUAAGCCUCGCGAGGCAGAUCCUGCAUUCGAACGGUCCGUUUGCCAGUGGGCCAAACUCGGACUCUAUGUCCUAACAGUGGCUUGUGCAUGCUCGUUGUAUGUCACCUCUGCCAGGAUUUCCGGGCAGCAUAAUGCCUAUGGUUUACGGCAGCCGAGCCAGUUCCCAGGUUUGGAAUUCGCUCAAGAGCUCGCACCAAAAGCAGGACCUAUGACGUACUUUCCAAGCACAAUCGUACGGGCAAACAAAGCCUUACCUGACCAAGUGUAUACUUCGGGCUCACAUGUCAUAUUGAGCGACGACGAUUCAAUGUUCUUCCAAUGGCACCUACGCAAGUCGAAAUUCACAUCUUGCUAUAUCGACAGUGUUGUUGCCACUCCGGAAGAUGGCCUUGCGGCCAACAAGACCUACACCUCAUCUGGCUCCCUCACCCAGAUUCAAAUUUGGAAUGUCACCACUCCUACAGAAUCCAUGAAGCGUCUCAGUUGGAACUCCCGACCCCAACGAAUCACACUAAUGGGUACUGUCGCAUUUCUUCCUGAGAUAGAGAAGACCGAGCAGUUGGAAUUACAAGAUGGAUGGCAAGCACUGAUGCCGACACGGUUCUCCUGUGGUGAGAAAAUGACUGUUAGCAUCGAGGUGGCCUGCGAAGGUUGUAGACUUGAAUUUCAACAAUUGUUUUCAUCUCCUCCGUUGGGUGAGUGCAGGCAGUUAUGUUACAGGUUUGAGGUGUUAGAUUGA